Molecule: messenger RNA, 246 nt
Organism: Recurvomyces mirabilis
Lineage: Eukaryota; Fungi; Ascomycota; Dothideomycetes; Mycosphaerellales; Teratosphaeriaceae
Exons: 2
Coding region: 1-246 (81 amino acids)
Source: RefSeq, a predicted model, not a curated record
AUGUACGACUCAACCUCGAAGGAAUUCCAGCAGAAGAUGAGCUACUGGACCAAGAACACACCACUAGCUGCAAUCAGAUCGGAUGUGGAUCGCAAGGACCUUGUGGAGAACUCUGACGUGGCUGGAGGCCGACCAGCCUAUGACACCGAGAUCGCCGGUGUCAUCGCUAUGCUGUGCACUACGGAUAGUGCCUGGUGUACUGGAUCGACCAUUUGCGCGAACGGAGGGUUCAAGUUUAGUACAUGA